Emiliania huxleyi CCMP1516 is the source of this 681-nucleotide messenger RNA. RefSeq lists its product as hypothetical. Bases 1 to 681 code for a protein of 226 amino acids. Lineage: Eukaryota; Haptophyta; Isochrysidales; Noelaerhabdaceae. The transcript is spliced from 4 exons. The record is from RefSeq and is a predicted model, not a curated record.
AUGCACACGCGGCCACUGCUCGGCCCCGCGCCGCCCAAGCGCACCGUCGCUGAACGGUUGAACGGCGGCCGGAUGCACCACGGCAAGAAGGAGAGCCCUGCCGUCACUGCUCGCACCAGCUGCGGUGUCGUGCAGGGGCGGACGCAAGCGGGUGGCGUCGCCGCCUUUCACGGCAUUCCCUUCGGCGAAGCUGGCCGCUUCCUACCUCCGACGCCCGCCGCCUGCUGGCACGGCGUACUGGAUGCCCUGGCCGACGGACCGGGCUGCCCUGGCAUGAAACCGCCGUACGGCCCUCCGGCCGUCUCCGAGCAGUGCCUGACGCUCAACGUCUUCACUCCCGUCGCCGCGCUCGGCAACGCCUCCGCCAGGCUCAGCGUCCUUGUCUGGCUGUACGGCGGCUCUCUCGUCGAGGGGUCCGUCGCCUCGUAUGGCGCGAUCGAGAACCUGGUCAGGGCAGCGGCGGGCGGGCGAUGCUGCGGAGUGAGCGGCAAUUACGGCAUCCUCGACCAGCAGCUGGCGAUGCGGUGGGUCGCGAAGUACGCCGCCGCCUUCGGCGGCGACGCGGCCAAGGUGACGCUCCUCGGCCAGUCCUCUGGCAGCACCUCCAUCCUGGCUCUAACCGAGUAUCGGGCGUUGAGGGCGGCGGCGCAAAGCGGGUCUGGCCUUGCAUGCGACCUGUGA